AAAGGAAAGAGAGAGAAAAGAAGAAAAUGGUGAUUCCAGAUAUAUUUUCUGGAUGAAGUUUUUUUGUGUGAAUUUGUAUCGAUCGGUGCUUAAUCUCCUAGAGGAGAGAAUGAAGAAGGAGAUGAUAGAAGAGAUGGUGAUAGUAGGAGGUUUAGUAAUGGUUCAAUUUGUAUACGCAGGCAAUUCUUUGCUCAUGAGUUAUUUGAUGUCACUUGGUCUUGGCCCUUUCACCAUUGUCAUCUUCUCUACCUUUGCCACUUUCAUAAUCCUCUCGCCUUUCGCCAUUCUCUUCGAAAGGAAGCAAUGGCCAAAUGAGCUUAGUUUGAGGCUGAUUUGUAAGUUAGUUUUGAUCUCCUUUGCAGGGGUUACUCUGUUCCAGUCUCUGUUUUUAGAAGGAAUCAGGUUGACAUCACCAGCAAUGGCAACAGCGAUGCCUAAUCUCGCUCCUGGUCUUAUUUUCUUCAUCGCUUGGAUCGUAGGGUUAGAGAAGAUGAAUCUGAAAUGUGUGUACAGCAAAUUGAAGAUCUUAGGGACAUUGUUGUGUGUAUUCGGCGCUUUAACCAUGAGCAUAAUGCACAGCACUUCGAUCAGUCACAAAGAAGAAGACGAUACUCCAAUAUUCGUCUUUGAUCGAGACAAGGUCGUCGGAUGUAUCUACCUUCUUGGAGCCGUCUUUGUUUUAUCUACCAACGUUGUUCUUCAGGCGUCAACAUUGGCAGAGUUUCCGGCACCGAUAUCGUUAAGUGCAAUAACGGCAUUACUAGGAGUGUUGAUAACAACGGUGGUAUUACUAUUACAAAACCGAAAGGCAAGAGUACUUACCAGCUCAUUUAUUAGUUUCGGUAACCUCGUUGGUUAUUCUGUCUUGGCAGGGACAGUGAGUGGAGCAUGUGUUAGCUUUAAUGGAUGGGCCAUGAAGAAACGUGGACCGGUUUUGGUUUCAAUGUUUAGUCCUUUCGCUACCGUUAUUUCGGUUGCUUUCUCCGUUUUGACAUUAGGAGAGUCCGUUAGCCUUGGAAGUGUGGGAGGGAUGGUGUUGAUGUUCGUAGGGCUAUACCUUGUGUUAUGGGCUAAAGGCAAAGAAGGGUUCUCUGAAAUUGAGAGUUUUGAGAGUGAGUUCGACUCUAAGAAGCCUCUUUUGUCUUGAUUGUUUUCAUUUUGUUCGUCUUCUUCUUCUAUCAAUUUAUGGAAAAGAAAAAUGGUCGAAAAUU
Arabidopsis arenosa is the source of this 1211-nucleotide messenger RNA. Lineage: Eukaryota; Viridiplantae; Streptophyta; Magnoliopsida; Brassicales; Brassicaceae. The record is from the annotation of a GenBank genome assembly.